This is a messenger RNA of Hyaena hyaena (striped hyena), 1088 nucleotides long. It is a transcript of the gene FATE1, whose product is annotated as fetal and adult testis expressed 1. The coding region runs from base 90 to 641 and encodes 183 amino acids. Gene Ontology annotation, cellular component: endoplasmic reticulum; mitochondria-associated endoplasmic reticulum membrane contact site; mitochondrial outer membrane. The transcript is spliced from 5 exons. Gene Ontology annotation, molecular function: ubiquitin protein ligase binding. The record is from RefSeq and is a predicted model, not a curated record. Gene Ontology annotation, biological process: negative regulation of mitochondrial calcium ion concentration; negative regulation of apoptotic process. Lineage: Eukaryota; Metazoa; Chordata; Mammalia; Carnivora; Hyaenidae.
CCUCGAAGAGUUGAUUUUCCAAGUGCCUCUCCUGUGCCCUGCUUCCUGUAUAUCCUUGGUCAUAGUUUAAAAGUGAAAUACUGGCUGCAAUGGCAGGAGGUCCCUAUAGCUACAAGGAGGAGAUGGAAACAUCCAUGGCUGAAGCGCUGGUUCCUGGAAGCUGUGUGCAAAGCCAAAAGCACCUGGUGAUAGCAGAAAUGAUGGAGCGCGGAUCCCAGCCCCUGGGUGCCUCUCAGCAGCGACAAAAAUUGGAUUCAAAGGCUGCUGGCUCUGCUUCAGGCCAACCGGUUUGGAAUAAGACUGCGACCCGGGCCAAGAAAAUGGGGCCCCAGCUGUCAAUACCCAGAGUUUUGAAAGAACCGGGCCACGGUGAUGUCAAUCUCCAGGGGUAUCAUGGUGGUUUCCAAGGCAGGAGGUUCCAUUAUGAGCGCAACCCAGAGGCAGAUAUGGUGGCAGAGAUUGGCCUGGAAGAGCAAAAUGAACUAGAGAUGGAAGUUAUGAGAAGGCAGCUGCACGGGAUCACCUGCCGUCUGCGAGCCCUGGAGGAACAGAGCGCCACCUGGCGCCACAGGGAAACUAUGUUCUUCACCAUGUUGAUGUCGGCCUGUGUCGCCAACCUGUGGCUGUGGAUGCGCCAGUGAUGUCUCAUGCUGCUUGAGCCCUCUUUUCCUUCUUGUUCUUCCCUUUUCUCCCUGGCUCACCCUUGCCCAUCCUCCUUCCAUAUCCCCACAGCUCUUAGCAGCAUCAAGGCCAUUUUCCAACUCUGGUUACACCCCUUGCCUGGGGGAGGCCCUGGCUGCUGGGAGGUAGAGGUCUGAAUGGGCUGAGGUGCAGCAACUUCAGAGAGAGAGGAGGGUGGGUGGCAUCUAGUCCCCACAAUAACACCAGUGGCAGGUGCUUCCUACUUGUCCAUCACGGCUCCAUGGUGACCAUCUCAGAGCUGAACCUUUCCUCUGUGCCCUCAGCAUCCCUUCUGUUCCACCUUCUGUGGCAGGGGCUUGGCUGUCUGUCUUCCCAGUUUUCUCCAAGUUGUGUACAGGGCUCUGCAUAGAGAACAUGCUCAAUAAAAGUUCACUGAUAGCAGCAAA